Messenger RNA from Cryptomeria japonica (Japanese cedar), 2400 nucleotides. RefSeq names its product laccase-5. Gene Ontology annotation, cellular component: apoplast. Gene Ontology annotation, molecular function: hydroquinone:oxygen oxidoreductase activity; copper ion binding. The coding region runs from base 44 to 1735 and encodes 563 amino acids. The record is from RefSeq and is a predicted model, not a curated record. The transcript is spliced from 6 exons. Gene Ontology annotation, biological process: lignin catabolic process. Lineage: Eukaryota; Viridiplantae; Streptophyta; Pinopsida; Cupressales; Cupressaceae.
AUAAGUCGCUCAUUUUAAGAUUUGUGACGAACAAGAGUCAAGAAUGGCAGGAAUGUCUAUUAUGUUUAAGCUGGCCUCGCUUUUAUCUCUAAUUUCUGUCAUACCAUGGGCUGCUUAUGCAACAGUUGUUCAUCAAAAAUUUAUUAUUGGAACUCAGAAAGUGACUCGACUAUGCAAGGAGCAAGAAAUUGUCACAGUGAAUGGACAUUUUCCAGGCCCUACAUUGUAUGCUCGUGAUAACGACAAUGUUAUUGUGCUGGUGGAGAACAAUGGACCCUAUAAUGUUACCAUACAUUGGCAUGGAGUCCGACAAUUGAGAACUUGCUGGGCAGAUGGGCCAGCCUACAUUACACAGUGCCCCAUUACUCCUGGAAAUGCUUUCACCUACAAUUUCAGGAUUACAGAGCAGGAAGGGACCCUGUGGUGGCACGCCCAUGUCUCAUUUCUAAGAGCUACAGUUCAUGGAGCUUUAGUCAUUUAUCCCCGGUUUGGAAAGCCUUAUCCAUUUCCUAAACCAGCUGCCGAGUUUCCUGUCAUUUUAGGCGAAUGGUGGAGCGCAAAUGUGGAAGAUGUGAUAGCUGAUGCAAUUCAAAGAGGUGUAUUACCAUUAGAAUCUGAUGCAUACACCAUCAACGGUCAGCCAGGAGACUUGUAUGAAUGCUCUGCGAAUGAUACCUCAAGGAUUUUGGUUAGAAGAGGGAAAACCUAUCUGAUCAGGAUGGUGAAUGCUGCCAUGAAUCAUGCAUUCUUCGUCAAAAUUGCAGAGCACAAACUCAAAGUUGUGGCAGUAGAUGCCUUGUAUACAAAGCCAUAUACAACUGACCAAGUGCUAAUACAGCCUGGUCAAACAAUGGAUGUGCUUAUAACCACUUCAAAACCCUCAGGGCUCUUCUACAUGGCCAUCCGGGUAUACAGCAGCCAAACUCGAGGGGGUCGUUUCAUAAACACAACAACAACUGCGAUAUUAGAAUACACGGGCAGCAUCAAUUAUGUUCCUCUCAUGCCCGCUCUUCCUCCAUUUGAUGAUACCCAGUUCGCAUUCAAAUUCAGUACCGACCAAAAGAGCCUUCGGUCGUCAGUUCCACAGAGAGUAGACGAAGAAAUGGUGAUAACAGAGGGAUUUGGACUUCUGACCUGCCCGAACAGAUCCUGCGAGGGUUUCAUGGGUGGAAGAGCAGUUGGAAGCUUCAACAAUAUUUCUUUUCUCUUACCAAAUAUCGAUAUCUUGCAGGCUUACUAUCAUGGUAUUGAUGGGGUCUUUACCAGAGAUUUCCCAGAAAAUCCUCCCUUGAUAUUCAAUUACACUCAGCAAAAUCCACCACUGCCAAUGAGUUUUUGGGAGCCUGAGCUUGGAACAAAAGUAAAAGUUUUGAAAUUCAACAGUAAAGUGCAAAUUGUGUUUCAGAACACAGGCAUACUUACUGUGGAGAACCAUCCUCUGCAUCUUCAUGGACAUGAUUUUUAUGUCGUUGGACAAGGAUUUGGUAACUACAAUCCUCGAACACAUCCUGCUCAUUUUAACCUGAAAGAUCCUCAAAAGUUGAACACUGUGGGAGUUCCUACUGGUGGGUGGGCAGCCAUUAGAUUUACAGCUAACAAUCCAGGUGUUUGGUUGAUGCAUUGCCAUUUUGAAUCUCACACAGCACUUGGUUUCGAAAUGGUAUUCAUUGUGGAGGAUGGGGCCGGUUCGUUUAAUUCUCUUCCUCCUCCACCACCUGGUCUGCCCCAUUGUUAGAUGUGUACAUGUAUCCAUCUGAUUACUCUUGUUCCACGCUUGAUUUGUCAGCCCAAAUGAUGUUCCAAGGGAAAGUUCACUGAGGAAUAAGAUGACCAUUCUUUAAGUCAAAAGAAAAAUCAAUUUCUCGCUCAAUUCAUAGUACUUCCAUUUCUACUUCCACCACAAAAGUCUUCCCUAGUAAACGCACCACUGGAAGCACUAUCUAUAGUGCUACCACAAAUUCCACUACCAACCCUAGCACUACCACUAGUAGCCACGCCAUUAUCAUUUUUUCUCUCGCCAGUAACCAUCAUUAUCAUUUCAUCUCCUAUUGCUGAUGAGCCCCUGGUCUUUAGAAACCUAAUAUUGCACAUCUAAUCCUUUCAUGUGGCUCACUUUCUGUAAUGAUUCACUGCCAUUAAAUAUUCAUAGAGUGGUCUGCUGAUUGACCAAAAACAUUAUUUAGAAACAUCAUGGAUCACUAUCUAUGGAGUGGCUCAUUAUAUUAAUUAUUGGCUCAUUUACAAAAUCCUUAAUCAGUUGAAUGCUUCAACUGAAUAAGUUUAUUGGAUGUAUUAAUUGUAUGGAAUAUUGCUAGGACUAUAUUUAGAGAGCUUUGACUAUCACACUUUAUCAUAUAAUUAAUGGCAAGUAGAUAUUUGCUAAAUUCAUUGUUAAAGUAA